Messenger RNA from Penicillium argentinense, 1572 nucleotides. RefSeq lists its product as uncharacterized. The transcript has 4 exons. NCBI's taxonomy places the organism in Eukaryota, Fungi, Ascomycota, Eurotiomycetes, Eurotiales, Aspergillaceae. Gene Ontology annotation, biological process: transmembrane transport. The annotation marks the transcript as partial. Gene Ontology annotation, molecular function: transmembrane transporter activity. The record is from RefSeq and is a predicted model, not a curated record.
AUGACUUCUAUCGAUCAGAAGGUGAGGAUUGAGUUUGUUGAGGAUGUUGACCCGGGGAGUGCUGGGCCAUGUCAUGGGGAAGUGCUUGUUGAUGCGGAGGGUGGGAUUCAGCGGCUUCCUGUGCCCAGUGCGGAUCCGAAUGAUCCGUUGAAUUAUACGAGGUGGGAGAAGAUGGGGGUUAUUUUUAGUUGUUGUUGGUUUUCUAUCAUGUCGCUUUCCGUAGUUGGAGGUCUGGGUGCAAUUCUCAACGUCUUCUUCGCGAUGUAUAUUCCCCAGGGCCAUACUUCGACCGAGGUGGUUUGGCUCGGGACGUUUCCGUCAUUGUUUGUUGGUGUUGGAAACUAUGUUAUUCUUCCGCUGGGCCUUGUCUACGGUCGUCGUCCUGCAACCAUCAGUUCAAUUGUGGUUCUUCUCGCUGCGACUAUUGGCUGUGCCUUGUCGCAAACUUUUGAGCAGCAUCUCGGUCUACGAAUCCUGCAGGGACUGGCUACUGGCGCCACUGAGUCUUUGCUGCCCCUGAUGCUUUCAGAGGUAACCUUCGUCCACCAACGUGGCCUCAUCUACGGCGUCUACUGGGCAACCCAGAAUGUCGUGACCAGCUGUCUCAACCUAGCGUCCUCCUACGAAGCCGACGCACUAGGUUGGCGCUGGUUCUACUGGGUGUACGUGAUUGCCGUCGGCGUCGGACUUUUCAUCGUGAUCUUCGGCUGUUUCGAAACGAAGUACCAGCGUCGUGCGCAAGUUCUGAACGGUCAGGUCGUUGUCACGGAUCAGUUUGGCGUCACUCGCGUGCUCUCCGGCGAGGAGGCUCAGACGUAUUUGCAUGCCCGCGAGACGGAUGGUGACUCUGAGAUUCCGGAUGUGGCUCGGCGCAAGAAGACCUAUCGUCAGAUGCUCCGGCCUUGGGAUAAACCGUCGGAGAAGCCUUUUCGGAUUGUUCUCAUGGCGUGGUUUCGUAUGUUCGAGGCAUUUAGCUCGCCGGGUAUUCUGUAUGCCACUCUUUUGUCGUCGGUUGUACUAGGGUCCAGUGUUGGUAUGUCUUUGACGUACGACACGGUUCUACAGAACUACGGCUGGCCCGCAAAGAAUGUCGGACUGAUUAACCUUGGUGGUGUCUUUGGUGGCUUUGGAGGAAUGUUGUACGCGGGUGUCUUUGGUGACUGGUUUAUCCUGCGGAUGGCCAAGCGAUCUGGUGGUGUUCAUACCCCCGAGCACCGUCUGCUUUUGCUUAUCGUCCCCGGGAUCCUGACUGUUGUCUCGCUGCUGCUGUAUGGUUUUACCACCACCGGAUCUACCUGGGGUGGACCAUAUAUGGGAUGGACGCUGCUUCAGGUUGCGUUUGUUUCGGUGCUCAUCCUGUCUACUGCCUUUGCUGCAGAGGCUUGGGAGAAGAAUCCUGGUCCGGCUCUUGUGGCGGUGGUUGGAACUAAGAACAUCAUCUCUUUUGGGAUCAGCUAUGGGUUGAAUCCGAUGGUGGAGCGGUAUAGUUAUCCGGCUGCGAUGGGAAUCUUGGCUGGUGUCUGUGCGGGCAUUUUUCUGUUGGGCAUCCCGGUUUAUUUCUUCAACCCUGCG